Messenger RNA from Telopea speciosissima, 1535 nucleotides. RefSeq names its product glucan endo-1,3-beta-D-glucosidase. The record is from RefSeq and is a predicted model, not a curated record. Bases 49 to 1434 code for a protein of 461 amino acids. The transcript has 5 exons. Gene Ontology annotation, molecular function: hydrolase activity, hydrolyzing O-glycosyl compounds. Gene Ontology annotation, biological process: carbohydrate metabolic process. Lineage: Eukaryota; Viridiplantae; Streptophyta; Magnoliopsida; Proteales; Proteaceae. Gene Ontology annotation, cellular component: plasma membrane.
UCCUGUGGAAGAUCUCUGAACUACACUAGCAGAGCUAGCUGUUCUCCUAUGGCGAUGCUCUAUCGGAACUCAACCUUCUUCGUCCUUGCUGCUCUAUUGCAGAUUCUUCACUUCGCAACUUCGCAGUCAUUCCUCGGCGUGAACUACGGCCAAGUCGCCGACAACCUGCCCCCGCCAUCGUCGACCGCGAACCUGCUCCAGUCCACCUCGUUUAGCAAGGUCAGAUUGUACGGAGCCGAUCCGGCGAUCAUAAAAGCCUUAGCAAACACCGGCAUAGACAUCGUAGUUGGCACAUCGAACGGCGACAUCGCAAACUUGGCCUCCGAUCCUAACGCGGCACAGCAGUGGAUCAACUCCAAUGUCAUCCCCUUCUACCCGGCCAGCAACAUCAUCCUCAUCACCGUCGGUAACGAAGUGAUGAGCUCCAGCGACAACAACCUCAUGUCGCAGCUAACGCCGGCGAUGCAGAAUCUCCAAAAUGCCCUCAAUUCUGCAUCUGUGGCCGGCAAGAUCAAGGUCUCCACAGUCCACUCCAUGGCCGUUCUCAGUCAAUCCGAUCCACCGUCCUCAGGAAUGUUCAAUCCUCAGUACAUCAGCACCAUGAAAGGGUUGCUGGGGUUUCUCAAUGCAACCGGUUCCCCCUUCACCAUUAAUCCUUACCCUUUCUUUGCGUAUCAAAGCGAUCCCAGGCCUGAAACUCUGGCCUUCUGUCUUUUCCAACCGAACUCGGGGCGAGUUGACUCGGGGAACAACAUCAAGUACACGAAUAUGUUUGAUGCUCAGGUUGAUGCUAUCCGAUCUGCUUUGAACUCUAUUGGCUUCAACGGAGUGGAGAUUGUGGUGGCUGAAACAGGGUGGCCAUACAAUGGGGAUAGCAAUGAGGUGGGCCCUAGUGUGGAUAAUGCUAAGGCUUACAAUGGGAAUUUGAUUGCACACCUCAGAUCAGGGGUUGGGACUCCACUGAUGCCUAAUAAAUCAGUUGAUACUUACAUCUUUGCUCUGUAUGAUGAGGAUUUGAAACCUGGGCCGACUUCGGAGCGGUCUUUUGGGCUUUUCAAGCCUGAUCUUACCAUGACGUACGAUGUUGGUCUCACCAAGAGCAGCCAGACUCCAGCAACACCAACAACUCCUGUGACUCCAGCCCCCAAAGCAAAGACAGCGGGUUGGUGUGUACCCAAUUCAGGCGUUUCUGAUGCCCAAUUGCAGACUGAUCUUGAUUAUGCUUGCGGCCAAGGGAUUGACUGUAGUCCAAUCCAACCAGGUGGUGCCUGUUACGAGCCAAAUACUGUAGCUUCACAUGCAGCUUAUGCCAUGAAUCUCCUAUACCAAACUGCUGGCCGGAAUCCCUGGAACUGCGAUUUUUCACAAACUGCAACAGUCACAUCCACCAACCCUAGUUAUAAUACUUGCAUAUAUCCUGGUGGAAGUACUUGAAAAGCAGAGGAACUUUAUUCCAUUGUUACAGAAUAGAAUAAAGAUUAGUGUUUUGGUGAUAUUAGGGUUCUUAUUCUUAGCAUGGUCAGUGGUAAGGUCUC